Molecule: messenger RNA, 1665 nt
Organism: Symsagittifera roscoffensis
Lineage: Eukaryota; Metazoa; Xenacoelomorpha; Acoela; Convolutidae
Product: 26S proteasome regulatory subunit 6B-like
Exons: 7
Coding region: 32-1288 (418 amino acids)
Biological process (GO): proteasome-mediated ubiquitin-dependent protein catabolic process
Cellular component (GO): proteasome regulatory particle, base subcomplex
Molecular function (GO): proteasome-activating activity; ATP binding; ATP hydrolysis activity
Source: RefSeq, a predicted model, not a curated record
AUCUGUACUAAAAUCUAGCUAAUUAGUCAACAUGGAAGAAAUUGGAAUAACGGAGACACAAGCACCGGUCGAUCCAACCAUAACGCGACCCAGCACAGCCAUUACUGACAUUGGCUACGCAUAUACUGAUUCCUCUCACGACGACGAUCUCUACAUCAAGUACAAGAAACUGCAAAAGCAACUCGAGUUUCUGAACGUGCAAGAGGAAUAUAUCAAGGAUGAGCAGAGAAACUUGCAGAAUGAGUAUCUUCAUGCUCAAGAAGAGGUGAAGCGUAUCCAGAGUGUGCCUCUGGUGAUUGGCCAGUUCCUAGAGGCUGUGGACGCCAACUACGGCAUUGUGGGAUCGACCACUGGCUCCAACUACUAUGUGAGACUGCUGUCAACUAUAGACAGGGAGCUGUUGAAGCCAGGCUCAUCUGUGGCUCUGCAUAAACACUCCAACGCGCUGGUGGAUGUGUUGCCCCCCGAGGCAGAUUCCUCAAUCAGCAUGCUCAGUGCGGAUGAGAAGCCAGACGUGGACUAUAGUGACAUAGGGGGUAUGGACACUCAGAAGCAGGAGAUGAGGGAAGCAGUGGAACUCCCUCUGACCCACUUUGACCUCUACAAACAGAUAGGAAUAGACCCACCCAGGGGGGUGCUCAUGUUCGGACCCCCAGGGUGUGGUAAGACGAUGUUGGCCAAGGCGGUGGCCCACCACACGACUGCCUCCUUCAUCCGAGUGGUGGGCAGUGAGUUCGUGCAGAAGUACUUGGGGGAGGGGCCGAGGAUGGUGAGGGAUGUGUUUCGACUGGCAAAGGAGAACUCACCAUCCAUCAUAUUCAUAGACGAGAUAGAUGCUAUUGCAACCAAGAGGUUCGAUGCCCAGACGGGAGCUGACAGGGAAGUGCAGCGGAUUUUGCUGGAACUGCUCAACCAGAUGGACGGAUUCGACCAGACCACAAAUGUCAAGGUGAUCAUGGCCACCAACAGACAGGACACUCUGGACCCCGCCCUGCUUCGUCCGGGUAGACUGGACAGGAAGAUAGAGUUCCCCCUGCCGGACAGACGCCAGAAGAGACUCAUAUUCUCCACCAUCUGCAAUCGCAUGAAUCUGUCAGAUGAAGUGGACAUUGAGGACUAUGUCUCACGACCGGACAAAAUCACAGGUGCUGACAUCAAUGCCAUCUGUCAGGAGGCAGGCAUGCACGCAGUAAGGGAGAACAGAUACAUUGUGUUGCCCAAGGACUUCGAGAAGGGGUACAAGAACAACACUAAGAAGGGCGACCAGGAACUGGACUUCUACAAAUAACGAGAAUGAUAAAAAAAGGAAAGACGGCAAUUAUUUGAAAAAUUUUCAUGACAAUGAACAUUGUUGAAACGGUAGAAGGACUGCUAUUUUUUGAACUCAUGGUUUUAUGUAAUUAUCGAGCCAUUAGAUGUUGUGAAUUGAUUGAAUGAUAAUUAUGAUGGCGUUGUUUUAAAUUGUUCAGUUGAUUAAUGCAGGUAGGGAUUUUUUCACAAGCUUUCAUUUAGCAGAAACUUGAUAAAAUGGCUGAAAUAUCGUUUGUCUGUUGCUCGAUAUUUGCAGCAUGGAAAAAGUCUGAUUCAUUUCUUUUGAAUUUAUUAAAAAUUGAAUGAUCACACCAUUUUGAUGAACUUGUCUCCUUCAAGAGAUUCGCUAUCCCA